Messenger RNA from Daldinia childiae, 2499 nucleotides. Its product is annotated as putative fungistatic metabolite. Lineage: Eukaryota; Fungi; Ascomycota; Sordariomycetes; Xylariales; Hypoxylaceae. The transcript has a single exon. The coding region runs from base 1 to 2499 and encodes 832 amino acids. The record is from RefSeq and is a predicted model, not a curated record.
AUGGCCAACUUAAGAAGGGUAUUACUGGGCGUGUUAGCGGUGUCAUCUGCCUGUUUUCACAGCGUAGACGCAUACUGGCGUAUGUCCUGCUCCAUUAUCCAAACUGGCCGACUGGAUCCCAACAUAUCCCCCGGUGCUGUUUCAGCCCAUGUGCAUAAGGUCUCCGGAGCAAGCAAUUUUGGUCUAUCGAACACCUAUGAGGACCUAAUUACCUCGCAGUGCACCUCGUGCGAAGUGCAAGACGACAAAUCAAUCUACUGGACACCGCAGCUCUACUAUCAACAUACUAACGGAAGCCUUGAGGAAGUUCCUAAUGGCGGGACGGUCGUCUACUAUCUCGGGCGCGGCGAAAAUCGGUCUAAUAUUGAACCCUUCCCACCUGGAUUCCGAAUGGUAUCGGGAGACCCAUACGUACGAUCAAACGAUACCACAUCUUUUACUUACUCGGCCGGUGGAAACUCUAGGAGCCGCCUGGUCUCUGAUCGCGUGUCUUUCGCAUGUCUUGAUAGUUCGGGUACCAUCCCAGAACAGAACUACAUGUUCCGCACCGAUUGCAACAAUGGUCUUCGUGCUCAAAUACAAUUCCCAUCGUGCUGGAACGGGCAAGAUUACCAACUUGACCAGUCGCAUGUAGCAUAUAUGUCCGGUAUCGACAAUGGCGUCUGCCCGCCCUCGCAUCCAAGACAGCUGGCGCACUUAUUCUUCGAGGUCAUCUAUGGUGUGAAUGAUAUCAAUAAGGAGGCAGGCGGGCAAUUCGUCUUCGCGAAUGGCGACCCUACGGGAUUCGGGUUCCAUGGAGACUUCAUGAACGGUUGGGAUGCAGAAGUUCUUGCCGACGCUUUGCAGCAGUGCGUUAACGACGACUCUUCCAACGGUCAGAUCUCAAAAUGCCCGCCGCUAGCCAAGUCUCAGACCCCUUAUUAUGCGACAAAUUGCCCAGAGCGUAAACCGAUUGUUAACGAGAAAGUAAAGGGAAUGAUCGAAUGUCUCCCGGGCUGUAACGUAAUUACGCCUGGUCCCGAGAGAGCAAUUCGGCUUGUAUGCCCAGACGACACACCCUCCGUUAAUACUGUAGAUGAUGGCGAGUCCUAUACUAUGUUUAACCCUUCCACAGGGCAGAAGCUCAGCGGCAGUGCGUUUGCUUUCGCGGGAUGCGCAGCUGAUAGUGGCAGCUCAAGGACAUUGAGUGGGCAUUCAACUGCAGCUGGCAAUAUGACCAUUGAAUACUGCAUAUCAGUCUGCAAGUCUCAAGGUUAUCCCUUGGCAGGCCUCGAGUAUUCAAGGGAAUGCUAUUGCGGGAGUUCCCUUAGUAGUUCUGUUAUAAUUGAUUGCUCAACAACAUCCCAGAUGAUAUGUGCCGGUAACGCAACAGAGUGGUGUGGCGCACCAAACCUCUUAGCCAUAUGGAACGACACCUCCUAUUCGCAAACCGUAACGACGCUUUUAGUCGAUACUACGACUAUUAACAACGGCAGCGCGACAUACAUGGGUUGUUUCAGUGACCCAGGCGGAAACAAUAGAGCAUUAAGUGGCGAUAGCAUGUUCGACACGGCAGCGAUGACGAAUGAGAAGUGUGCAUCAUACUGCAAAGGCAAGGGAUACUCGUUAGCCGGAACGGAAUAUUCGCAAGAGUGCUACUGCGGUAAUGUCAAUACAGGCACUCUCAUCACAGAUAGUAGUCAGUGCGACAUGAAGUGCAAAGGGGACUCACACGGAUUUUGUGGUGGCGGCCUCAAAAUGAGUGUCUGGAGUCUUACUCAAGCUUCGCCGAGUAAAUCCCAAUCUGCUACACCUCAACCCACCCAGAUAACAUCGAUUCAAGAAAAUAUCAGCGUACUAAGAGCAGCAAAUGGUACCGCUACCUACCUUGGAUGCUAUACCGACAGCGCCUCAGAUGGACGUACAUUAGCUAAGGACUUCUACUACAGCGACUCCAUGACCGUAGACUCAUGUGCUUCAUACUGUCAAAGUAAGAACUACGCUCUCUUCGGUGUGGAAUACGGCGGAGAGUGCUACUGUGGCAAUUCACCAAAGACUUCAGCGGCGGUUUCUACCGAAGAGGGUUGCAGCAUGGCAUGCAAAGGCAAUUCGACCCAAAUCUGCGGAGGGAGCUCUAGAGUUUCCGUCUGGAAUAACACGCUAUAUGUUCCCACGCGCAAUUUAGUUGCUAUCAGCGGUACCGGAUAUGCCUACCUUGGCUGCUAUACCGAAGGCGCGAACGGUAGAGCAUUAGGUAAAGGAACGAGCGCAACCAGUACGAGCUACUCGACUAGCAAUAAUACAUUAACGGUUGAGAAAUGCGCAAGUUAUUGUGUGGGGAAGGGGUAUGCUUAUAUGGGCGUUGAGUACGGUCAAGAAUGUUAUUGUAACAAUGAAGGUCCUCUAAAUGGAGCAACAAAGGCUGCUGAAGGCGACUGUAGCAUGACUUGUAAAGGAGAUAUAACGGAGUGGUGUGGUGGUAGUUCCAGGAUCAGCAUCUAUAAGGCUAAUAAUGCUUAG